Messenger RNA from Andrographis paniculata, 1466 nucleotides. RefSeq names its product probable prolyl 4-hydroxylase 10. The record is from RefSeq and is a predicted model, not a curated record. Gene Ontology annotation, biological process: peptidyl-proline hydroxylation to 4-hydroxy-L-proline. The coding region runs from base 166 to 1059 and encodes 297 amino acids. The transcript is spliced from 7 exons. Lineage: Eukaryota; Viridiplantae; Streptophyta; Magnoliopsida; Lamiales; Acanthaceae. Gene Ontology annotation, molecular function: L-ascorbic acid binding; procollagen-proline 4-dioxygenase activity; iron ion binding. Gene Ontology annotation, cellular component: endoplasmic reticulum.
UUAAUUAAUUGAUUAAACAGAGUUGACUAAGAUUUGCUCAAUGCUUGCUGGCUACCUUGCUGCUUCGCGUAUAUGGAGUGAUUCAUUCCUUCCUUUCCAAUUUCUGAAUUAGAUCCAUUCAGAUCCCUCUCUCUCUUUCAACGAGCUGCUUUUCUUCGAUCAGUCAUGGCGGGGAAGGGGCGGCCGCAGUACGGUAAGGGCGGCCUGAUGCGCAAAGCCACGUCGUCGUCGUCCUCGGCGUUCCUCCUCUACGGCCUCAUAAUGCUGUCCUUGCUCAUCGUCGUUCUUUUGUCUUUCGGAGUUUUCUCCAUUAACAGCGGCAAACGUUCCAAGGAGUCGCACAAACCGCAUGACCUCACCUCCAUCGCUCACAAUUCAGCACACUCAAGCGAGAGAGAUGAGGAGAGGAAGGAUCAGUGGGUUGAAGUUAUCUCUUGGGAACCUAGGGCAUCCGUUUUUCAUAAUUUCUUGACGAACGAAGAAUGCGAUUAUCUUAUUAGCAUUGCUCAGCCACAUAUGGAGAAGUCAACUGUUGUUGAUAGUGCGACCGGGAAAAGCAAAGACAGCAGAGUCCGUACAAGUUCUGGAACUUUUCUCCAUAGAGGACGAGAUAAAGUUGUACAGAGAAUUGAGAAAAUAAUUGCAGAUUUCACCUUCAUCCCUGUAGAACAUGGUGAAGGACUUCAGAUUCUUCACUAUGAAGUAGGGCAGAAGUACGAGCCACACUAUGACUAUUUUCUGGAUGAAUUCAACACUCAGAAUGGUGGUCAGCGAAUAGCCACAGUCCUCAUGUACUUGUCAGACGUCGAGGAAGGUGGUGAAACAGUAUUCCCAGCUGCGAAAGGAAAUUAUAGCGCUGUGCCCUGGUGGAACGAGCUAUCCGAGUGCGGGAAAGGAGGACUUUCUGUUAAACCGAAAAGGGGAGAUGCACUCCUUUUCUGGAGCAUGAAGCCUGAUGCAUCUUUGGAUCCCUCAAGUUUGCAUGGUGGCUGUCCUGUCAUAAAAGGGAACAAAUGGUCAUCGACAAAAUGGAUGCGCGUACACGAGUUCAAGGCCUAAUUUGCUGCACUCCCAAUGAGUUUUGAUUACCCAAUGACCCACCCACCCUGUCAUCAUUUUUUUACACUAUACGGCUACUUUUCUGAGCUGAGCUGUGAAUCUUGAUGUCCUGGGAGAGAGUGUUGUCGAUAUAUCAUACAAUCUUACCUUACACACGUGUUGUUUAUGUUUGUUUUUUUGUUCUGUAAAAUUCACAACAUUCGUUGGUAUCGGGUCGAAAUCCCUUUUAUGUAUCAUUCACUACUACCACUAUAUACCUUCUUUGUUCUUACCACAUGAAUAGAGAACAUUAGCUUCACUUGACUAAUAUGUUUCCCGAUGGAUGAACUAACUUGUUUUAGCAUCCAUUAAUUAGAUUUCAAUUUUGCAUUCCAAUUAUAAAUGUUGAGAGCUUGUUUAAAUCUUCA